Vicia villosa (hairy vetch) is the source of this 744-nucleotide messenger RNA. RefSeq lists its product as uncharacterized. Lineage: Eukaryota; Viridiplantae; Streptophyta; Magnoliopsida; Fabales; Fabaceae. Bases 1 to 744 code for a protein of 247 amino acids. The record is from RefSeq and is a predicted model, not a curated record. The transcript has 3 exons.
AUGGAGAGCUUUAAAUUUGCUGUUAUUUUGAAGUUAAUGUUAAAGUUGUUUGGUAUCACAAACGAGCUUUCAAAUGUCUUGCAAAGAAAAGAUCUUAAUAUUGUGAUUGCCAUGGAAUUAGUUGAUGAUGUCAAAGUUCGAGGUAUUCUAGUUCUAAAUAUGGAUGACGAAAUACCGGUUCGGGGUCGUUCAAGGGUAGAAGGGAGGACUAUCGCUAAUCUUCAUCAUUACCGUGCAGAGAUUUUUUAUGUUGCUAUUGACAAAAUAUGUGUGGAUAUGGAUCACCGCUUUAGUGAAGGAAGUAACAUUAUCCUUGAUUGUUUCUCAUGUCUUGACCCCAAGAACUCUUUCUCCAAGUUUGAUGUUGAUAAGCUUGCUCGCCUUGCUAAUAUUUAUCAUGCAGACUUUUCUGAUGAUGACCGUGAAACAAUAAAGGAUCAACUUGAGACUUAUGUUUUUCAAAUGGUUCAAACUGAGAAACAUUUGGUAUUUCCGUUGGUUUACAAACUUAUUGAGUUAGCUUUGAUAUUGUCGGUGUCUACAACAUCCGUUGUAAGAGCUUUCUCAACAAUGAAGAUUAUCAAGUCUAAAUUGUGCAAUAAGAUCAACGAUGUGUGGUUUAAUGACUUGAUGGUAUGUUACACCGAGCGGGAGAUAUUCAAGCCACUUGAUGAUGUUGAUAUUAUUCGAACAUUCACCUCAAAGAAGUCUCGGAAAGGACAUUUGCCUCGUGAUUUUAUUUAA